Molecule: messenger RNA, 1329 nt
Organism: Paramecium sonneborni
Lineage: Eukaryota; Ciliophora; Oligohymenophorea; Peniculida; Parameciidae
Source: the annotation of a GenBank genome assembly
AUGAAUACUCUAAAUAAAGAAGUAAUUGCCAAAGUUUUUGAUUUCUAUUGUAAACAGCAAUAUGUGUAAGGAUAGCAUGCAACAUUUGAAAGGCAAUAAUAUGAAGCUUCAAUAUUUACAAUAGGGAAAUGGAUGCAUUUUUGUAAAGAUUUCUAAAUUAAAGCAAAAAAUUAGAGAAUUUUAGAACUAUUUAAGAAAUAUGCAAAAAAUUAAAAAGAAUUAAAUUAUGAAUCAUUUAUUUAACUGUUAAAUAUGAUUGCAAUUGAGUAAGGCUAUGAUCAAGAACAAUUUAUUGUAAAUUUAGGUUUAGAUAACUGGAAACUAUGUUAAUAAAAAAUGAAACCAUUUUAGAAACCUUUUCAAAUGAGAGAUCAAGAGGAGAGAAUUAAAGAAGUUAAAUAUGAAUAUAAAAUAUUUCACCCUAAUGUUAAAGAUGAUGAGUAAAUCAAAUAAAUCUUGUAAUAAAGAAAGGAAUAAAGUGAAUAUAUAAAAUAGUUAGAAAGGGAAAGAAAAGCAUAUUAUAAAUUAUAAUUUGAGCUAAAACACUCUACAAAAUCAUAGUUAAUUUAAAAAUAUCCAAAUAUGAUUAAUCUUAUCGAGAAAUUACCAAAUCCUUCUAAACCAACAACAUGUUCUUACAUGAAUAGAUCGAAAAUAAAUUCAUAGAAUGCUUUAGAAUAAAAGAAAUCAGGUUUAACAUGGGAAAGUUUAAACAAUUUACCUUUAGCUUAGGAUUUUGUAAGAAAUUUAGUGGAUGAUGAAGAGGAUCAAUUUUUAUAAGAAUAUUAAUUGAAUAGUAAAUAAAGUAGUGUUAAUCGACAUAAACCUUUAUAAAUUUAAUAGAUUGAUAGAUAAAAAAGAUCAUUUUCUGAUUACAACAAAGUUUAACCUAAAAUUAAUUUAAGUUAUGAUUAAAUUCCAAAAACUUAAAACUAAAAUAGACAAUAAUUAAUAAUUUUGAAUGAAAGAUAAGGUUUAAAAGUAAAAGCUUUAUUAGAAAAUUUAGAUAACUCAAAUGAAAAACCUUAUAUUAAUCAUAAUAUUGAAAGACACUAAGAUUCUCUUCAAGUGACAAAAAAAAAGUUACUUCACUAAUAAUAACUAUAGAAUUAUUAAAAUUAUUCAGUUGAAUUAACAAGAGAAAGGCAGAAUUCUUAAAUGUUGAAUAAUAUUUCACUUUAAAAUGAAAAACAAAAUCCAAAUAAAAUAAGCAAUUAAAUUCAAAAAAGAGUAUAUGAAAUAUAAGGCAUAUAAGCAACGAAAGAAAAAAAUCUGUUAAAUUCAGUUGUGUCUUACUAGAGAGAGAAAAUUAAAAAAUAAUAAAAGUGA